ACAAUAGGAUCGAUACAGAAACUCGACGAAUUUCAUAUCGAAUACAUUUUGAGCAGGGGCCCAUGGCCGUGGCUUCCCUUGAUUCACCCACAACGGGAGUUGAGAGCGCGCCAUGCCCGCCGCCAUAUCCGCCGUCGUCAACGGGCGGCCGCCGCAUGGAAGUCUCGUCGUGCGGUCUUCGGGUUCGGCCGUCGGCGGUACAGGUGGAUUUUCCCCGCGGUCCAAGGCACGGCUGGUAGCGCCGUAGCAGCGCCGCACGCCGUUCGAUCGCCAUGUGGCGCCAGCGCCACCCUCACGGCCAGAGGGUGGACUCUCCGCCACGUGGCAUACCAGAUAACGACGUCAAGGAUCGACUGCGCGCCACGUCAGCAGCGGCAGUGGGCGAGUCGCAAGCGCCAGCCGCGGGAGUUCACAGACGGUCCACCUUCUUGCCUCGCGCGGCGGUCGGACUCGCUGCAAUCAUCCUCGUGUGCGUCGCACUGAGCGCCUAUUCCGCAUUUUCCUCUCCAUUCGUCAAGCACCUUUGCAGCCGUCUCUCGGGGCCAUCAGCACCGCACAGAUCAGCUCUGGCCUCCGCGAUCGACGGUGGAGAUGGGAGAAGCACUGACCAAAGCGCCCGCAGUGCGGACGCAAGCAGCGGCGGCGGCAGCAAGGACCGGCAGGGCAGGCGACGCCGUUGGGGCAGCCGCGAGGGGGACCGCAUGGCGCGCGACGCGGCGCUGCUGCACGUGCGGCUUGUGGUGCUCACGUUCGACCGCGCCAAGAGCCUGGCGCGCUGCUUGCAAUCAUUGCGGGCGGCACAUUACGGCGGCGAUGACGUGUCACUGGACAUCCACGUGGACCACCCGUUCGCGGGCUUGCAGCUGAACGACCCGCUGCAGAUCAAAGCCAGGCGCAAGGGCCGCGUGGGGGUAGCGGGCGAGCAGGGCCUUGGGAGCGACGGCGCGCAGAGCCUUGUGCUCGCGGCAAGCCAGCAGCUGCCCGGCGCGGCGAUGCGCGGAUUCGCUGCACCCACCACUGGUGGUGGUGGUGGUUGGGGGCGCGGCGGGCAUGGCGUGGAGGAGGCGGGCGACAUGUCCAACUGGCGGCAGCGCGGCAGGCGCUGGGCGCAGCGGGUGAGGGGAUGGGGAGAAGGGGCACUGGGGGGAGUGGCGGGAGGGGGCAGGUGGCGGCUGGUGGGAGGGGCGGGCCUGGCGGGAGCGGUGGAGAGGCGGGCAGGUGAGGAUGCCUCGUGGCAGCAGCAGCUGCGUGCAGGCAAGGCGGGCAGGCGGCAGCUGGGGGAGGUGCGGCCCGUGGUGGGGGUGGUGGAGAGGCGUGCGGCGGGGGAGGUGGCAGGCAAGCGGCGCAAGUUCCGGUCGGUGCUGGCAGUGGCGGACUCGUUUGCAUGGGCGCAUGGCAGCAAGCAGGUGCGCGUGAGGAGCGUGAAUGGCGGCGUGCAGCCGCAGUGGAUGGAGGCGUGGUGGCCCAAUGGCAACAACGAGUUUGCCUUUGUGGUGGAGGACGACGUGGAGGUGUCGCCGCUCUUCUACUCUUACCUCAAGCGCAUGCUGCUGCGCUACUACUACAACGAUACCGAGUACGACUCUAAGGUGUACGGCAUCUCCCUGCAGCGCCAGCGCCUGGUACCGGGGCAACCGGCCCCCCCCAUAGCGCACGUGGGGCGGCCAUUCCUGUACGCGCUGGUGGGCACGUGGGGGCAGCUGCUGCUGCCCGCCCCCUGGCGCGCAUUCCGCGUGUGGUACGACAGCCACCGCUACACGCCCGGCAGGGACCCGCUCAUCGGGGGGCUGCGCACCACGGGCUUCUGGAAGGGGCGGGGCAACGGCAUCUGGACGCCGUGGAUCGUGCGGUGGGCGCACAGCGCCGCCAUGCUCAACCUGUACGCGUCGCUGCCGGGGGGCCUGGCGCUGAGCGUGAGCCACCGCGACGUGGGGGAGAGCUUCACGCGCUCCAAGGGCGCCGAUGCCAUGCUGCUCAUGCCGCAGCACCUCAGGGGGGCACACCACCUGAACGCAACAGAGCACCCGAUAGAGCACCUGACGGCAACAGAGCACCUGACGGCAACAGAGCACCUGACGGCAUCAGAUCCCCUGAGCACAGCAGAGCCCCUGCCGUGGUGGUGGACGGAGCUGCCCCCGCUGUCCUGCCUGCCGCGCUUCGACUACUGCCUGCGACCCCUGCCCUGGGUGGGGCGAGGGGGCACUGCGUGGGCGUGGGGGACAGGGGGGAAGGAGGGCGGACAUUGCCAGAGAGGGGGGUGGCUUGGCGUUGGUGGGGGGAAUGGUGGGGGAGAUGAGGAUGCUGAGUCAGCAAGUGGCCAUAAUGGGUCAGCGCAAAGUGGAGCAGAUGAGAUGCGUGCAGUAGCAGGCAUUGAGUCAGAAAGUGCGGAUGCUGAGUCAGCAGCAGGGGCGGCUGAUGCCACGUAUGCAUCCCUGGUGACAGGUGUGGAGGAUCUGCAGCGAGCCGUGCACACUGCCAAGGGGGUCUCUCACUUCGCGCUCAUCUUUCUUCCGGACGUCCAAGCGCCUGACGCCACCCACUCCACCACGUGCGCGCACGCAGCUGCAGGCACGCAGGCCUCCCUGCUGGACAUCGACGCCCCUGCCCCCCCCGCCUCGCUCCAGCUGGCGCGCAACUGGGCGUGCCACGUGGACGGCUUGGGCCUCUCGCACUUCGCCUUCGUCACCUCCUCCGCCUGCCAUGCCCUCGACCUCGCCACUCGGGGCCACCUCGUCUCGCUUCUCCCCUCCUCCCCCUCCUCCCCCUCUCCUUCCUCCAUCUCUCCCUCUCUCCCCCACCCCCCCUCUUCCCCUCCCCCACCCACCUCCACCUCGCCUUAAACCUCUCCUCUGUGCUGCGCGUGCCUCUGCUGCUCGCGUCCCCCACUGUCACCUGGCGGGGCGACCCCUUCCUCUGCGUCUCACAGCGCCUGCUGCACCUGCAGCAGGGGGAGCAGCAAGAGGGGCAGGGCGAGCAGCAAGGGGGAAUGCAGUGGGCGGUGUACAGUCCACAUGAGCAGCAGCAUGCAGCAGCGGAUGGCUUGGCAGUGGCGGUUGGUGACUCACCCCUCUCCGACGUCUUCCUCCUCCCCCCCUCUCCUGCUGCUCGCUCCGCCCUCCUCUCCCUGCUCGCCCACCUGCUGUGGGGUGCUCCCAGUGAUUCCAGCGACGGCGGCGACGGUGGCAGGAGCGACCCGCACGAGGCCAGCUCCUGGGACGUGCUGCGCACCGUGUGGCUGGCUGGCAAUAGUGAUGCCAGGUGGGCGGCGCUGGAGGAAGCAGCGAGGAAGCUUGGCCUGGGUGUGAAUGUGUGGAGGGUGGGGCUGCCGUGCUACGUGGCACCGGCUGAGGUGAACUCCUCGCUUGACUCGCAGCGGCUGACGCAGGGCGCGUGGAUGGUGGCGGGGGGGAGGGGGCGCACGGCGGAGGAGGCAGCAGAUGGGAUGGAGGAGGCGGGGCUGUGGGAGCUGGAUGGUGCGGAUUAUGCUUGCAGGAAUGUGGUGUGCCUGCGAUCCAACCAUUUGAUACACCCUUGAAUACCUAUA
Molecule: messenger RNA, 3544 nt
Organism: Closterium sp. NIES-67
Lineage: Eukaryota; Viridiplantae; Streptophyta; Zygnematophyceae; Desmidiales; Closteriaceae
Source: the annotation of a GenBank genome assembly